UUCAAUGUCUCUCAGGCCCCAACAUACAUGACCUCAAGGUCUGACCCCUCUCCACGUCGCAUAUCCCUCACUCCCCCCCCCCCAGACUUUCCGUGCAGACACGCCCGACCCCUGCUGCAGCCCUACACGCGACCGACGUGUAUGUAGCACAGCUCGACUACAUAUGCCCAUUGAAUAGUCCGACUCGCUUGGAUCGGGGGUUUUCGAGAUGAAUAGUGCUUUUUCCGGAAGGGGAGCCAAUACCCCUUAUGCAUUCAACCCAGGCGCCAAUCAGAGCCCCGCCGCAGCAGUGGGCAGCGCAUCCAAACCGAAUGCUACGCAGGACAGACUAAUUGUUGGAGUUGACUUUGGUACUACGUACAGUGGUGUUGCGGCAGUUUACAGCGCUACUCCAGAGGACAUAGAUAUUAUCAAAACAUGGCCUGGUGGCAAUGGAAUCACUUCGGACAAAGUCCCGACCGAGAUCGCAUACGAAAUGCCCUCGCAGAACAGCACCAACAGCUCCACCACGUCGCUAGACAGACUGGGAAAGCAGACACAGAACAUAAAAUGGGGCUUCCAAUUCAAGCCUGAGGAGACUCGACUCCGCUGCAUAAAGCUCUUCCUGGACCGAAACCACAAGCUGCCCCAUUUCGUCUCUCCCCUCGAAACUGCAGCGCAGUUGAGAAAGUACGAGAAGACGGUUAUGGAGGCGGUGACAGACUAUCUCAGCAUGAUAUAUAAACAUACUAUGGAAACACUAACACGAAGAUAUGGGGAGACAUUCAUGGGCAUGACAAAAGUUCAAUUCGUCCUGACUGUUCCUGCGGUUUGGUCAGACUCAGCCAAAGACGCAACCCUAAAGGCCGCAGAGAAGGCUGGAAUGGGCAACCGACAUGACCUCAAACUUAUUUCAGAGCCCGAGGCAGCCGCCGUGUAUACCCUGAAAGCAAUCCAACCCAAUCACCUCAAAAUCGGGGACAAUUUCAUAGUGUGCGACGCUGGUGGUGGAACGGUCGAUCUUAUAGCGUACAAAAUAACGCAGCUCAAUCCACUUCGGGUCGAAGAGUCCGCUGUUGGCACAGGCGGUUUAUGCGGGUCAGCGUUCCUGAAUUACAGAUUCGAAGACCACGUUAAGCGACGCAUCGGUAAUGAACGGUAUAUCAUGAUGCGAGAGAAGAAAGCUAAAACAUGGAAUAUGGGACUCAAGUACUUCGAGGAAUUUGUUAAGAGGAAUUUUAACGAAGAUGAACAUAACGAAGUCAAUGUUCCCUUUCCUGGUCUCCCCGAUGAUGAAGAGGCGGGCUUGGAUUCGGGGUUUUUGGUCAUGACCGCGGAGCAAGUCAAAGAGAUUUUCGAUCCCGUCGUCCAGGAGGUCAUUGAUCUAGUGGAAGGCCAGGUCAAUAGUAUACGGCGUAAGGACGGAUUGGUUUGCGGGAUUGUGCUAGUCGGUGGCUUUGGACAGAGCAACUAUCUGUACAGUCGCAUGAAAGCACACUUCAACAACGCGCCGCCGCCACCGUAUACCGAGAGACCAACACAUGCGGUAGCAUUAAACGCCCCGCAGACGAUCGAGGUCAUGCACCCGAUGUAUGCAUGGACGGCUGUUGUGAGAGGCGCGGUGUUGAGAGGACUUGAGGGAAGCAUGGUGAUGAGUAGAAGGAGUCGGUGGCACUAUGGCACCAGCUACGCAACUGUUUUCGACGAAGCGAAGCACCCUAUUAGCGAUCGAUAUUGGUCUCCGCUGUGGGAACGAUGGAUGGUUAGUGAUAGAAUGCAAUGGCACAUUGCUAAGGGUGCACAAGUCUCCGAAGCCCAACCCAUAUCCUUCCACUACACACGCAACUUCCGCCCCGGUCAAAGCCUAGUCGUAGAAGACGACCUCAUCGCAUGCGAUGCAGACACGGCGCCGGACUCUUACCGCAAAGGUCUCAUUAACGUAUGCACGCUUACCACAGAUCUGAACACCGUCCCAAAGAGCUUAUUCACGCGAUUGACGACAACAAAAGGGGUAGAGUUUGACAACCUGGAUUUUACGCUGGAUAUGAAAAUUGAGAGUGCAGGACUAGUGUUUGAGUUGAAGGUUGAUGGUGUUAGAUAUGGGGCUGUUAGUGCGAAGUUUCAUUGAGGGGUUGGAUACUAGGUUGUGUGAGGUGGAAGGGUAGUUUGUUGAAUCUGCGUUUCUAGUAUAUGAUAUCCGGCAUUUCUCUUGGACAUUUACGGGGAAAGAGGAUCUUUCGGGAUGGGAGAGGUGGAAAUAUAGGGUUAUCAUAUCAACGUUCAAAACUUAGCUACACCUGCCUAGAGUUGGAUUCGUCACAUAUUAGAAU
Lindgomyces ingoldianus is the source of this 2309-nucleotide messenger RNA. Its product is annotated as actin-like ATPase domain-containing protein. Bases 209 to 2107 code for a protein of 632 amino acids. The record is from RefSeq and is a predicted model, not a curated record. Lineage: Eukaryota; Fungi; Ascomycota; Dothideomycetes; Pleosporales; Lindgomycetaceae. Gene Ontology annotation, molecular function: ATP-dependent protein folding chaperone; ATP binding. The transcript is spliced from 5 exons.